AUCAAAUAUGGAUUCCUCAACCUCCAACUUUAUGAAGGGCAUACCAGCUCUUACCAGCGGUAAGAAGUACUCGACACCUACCAAUCCCUUAACUGGGACCAAUUCCACACCCAAUCCGAAGCACCAACAAGAACAGCAGCAGCAGCAGCAGCAGCAGCAACAAGAGCAGCUCAUAGGUCCAAUGAAUAAGCUCAUGGGUCCCAUGAAUAACAUGGGGUCACAGCCACCAAUGAACAACCAACUGGUACAACAGAUGGUGAGUCAAACACGUAAGCCGAUGCAGCAGAGCACAAGUGAGGGAAACUCUAUCUUCAGUGCAACGGACGACAAUGUGAUCAUGAAGCAAGUUAUCAGUACCCAUCUCCCUGAUGGCACUGAUGUUGAUGUCAAACCUCUUCUCAACAUCGUAGAAGAUAUCCUCAAACAUGCUACUAUCAAUGCUGAUCCCAUUUCAUCGAGUGCACAUACAGAUGGGGAUAAACUGGAUGAUAAACCCCAUCACACCAAUGCAGUUGUCAUGCUCAAUUCACUAUCUCAUAUAAUUGACAAACUCGCCAACGAGAUGGCGUUGAAAUGCUUAACGGGUGGGGAUGGACACACAACAGCCCUUGCGCUAUUCCACACCGUGGGAAACUUCCAUUGGGAUGCAAAGCUGGUGCUAACCCUAGCAGCUUUUGCUCUCAACUAUGGGGAAUUCUGGUUGCUUGCUCAAAUUUACUCAUCAAACCAUCUUGCUAAAUCUAUGGCAAUCCUUAGACAAGUUCCAUCGAUCAUGGAGCAUACGGCUCCAUUGAAACCUAGAUUUAAUGCCCUUAAUAAACUCAUUCACUCCAUUCUGGAACUAACACAGUGCAUCCUACAAUUCAAGGAGCUUCCAUCUAUGUACAUAACUCCUGAUAUGCCAGCCCUGGCCUCAGCAAUAAAUAUCAUUCCUACUGCUGUAUACUGGAAUAUCAGAGGAAUCAUCACUUGUGCCUCACAGAUUGCGAACUUGACCAGCAUGGGUCACGAGUAUGGGAUUUCAUCGACGGAGUUGCAGUCAUGGGAACUAUCCAGCAUAACCCUAAAGAUCAAUCACAUUCAUGAGUUUCUCAGGCAACAACUGGAAAAUUGCCGUCAAGUUGUUGGAGACAAGAAAGAAAUUGAGUUCAGGAGGUCUUUCAAUCAGCUAUUUGAAACAAACCAUAUUGAUAACAUGAAAAUCCUCAGAAUCUUGAUAAAUCCCAGAGAUAACAUGCAACCACUCUUCGAUGGCUCUACUAAAAAGAGGGUUAGCCUGGAAGUCCUGAGGAGAAGAAAUGUAUUGUUGCUGAUAUCUGGCUUAGACAUGUCCAACGAGGAACUUUCGAUUCUUGAGGACAUUUACGGUGAGUCCCGAAUUCAGGGAACACGAAUGGAUGCUCUGUAUGAAAUCGUGUGGAUGCCCAUCAUUGACCCUUCUGUACAGUACACCGAUGCAAUGGACCGGAAGUUUGAGGAGAUGAUGAACAGAAUGCCAUGGUACUCCGUAUCCCACCCUUCCCUCAUUGAGCGGCCGGUUAUCAGGUCCAUCGGAGACCGGUGGCAUUUUAGGAACAAGCCUAUUCUAGUAGUGUUUGACCCACAGGGAAGAGAAUUGAGCCCUAAUGCAAUCCACAUGAUGUGGAUUUGGGGAAGCAAUGCCUUCCCCUUCACCAGCAUCAAAGAAGAACAACUGUGGAAAGAUGAAACUUGGAGGCUAGAGUUGCUAGUUAGUGGCAUGGACCAAACCAUACUGAAUUGGAUAAGAGAUGAUAAAUACAUAUUCUUGUUCGGAGGUGAUGAUAUCGAGUGGAUCCGCAAAUUCACCACCACAGCACGGGCCAUGGCAACGGCUGCACGCAUCCCCUUAGAGAUGGUGUAUGUUGGGAAAAGCAAAAAAAAGGAAAGUGUCCGUAGGGCGAUUUCUACCAUCACACUCGAGAAGCUUAGCUACUGCUGGCAAGAAACCACCCUAAUGUGGUUCUUCUGGAGGCGGUUGGGAAGCAUGUUGUACUCCAAGAUUCAACUUAAGAAGGCCGAUGAUCAAGACCCCAUGAUGCAGCAGAUCAAGAAACUGCUGAGCUAUGAUAAGGAGGGGUCAUGGGCUUUGUUGUCUAAAGGAUCAAAAUUUCUGACCAAUGGACAUGGAUCCACCAUGAUGCAAACACCUGCUGAUUUUGACGUCUGGAAAGAACAUAUCCCAUCAAAGGGUUUUGAUUUGUCGUUUACGGACUACCAUGAUAAGCUUCAUGUUGAAGCAAACAAUUGCUGCCGAUUUGAGUUUCCGAUUGCAGCUGGUAGAAUCCCCAACAGUAUGCGGUGCCCGGAGUGCCAUCAACUCAUGGAGAAAUACAUUGCUUUCCUCUGUUGCCAUGACCACACUGGCCUUCUUGAGCCCUAUUGAACACCAUCUACUUAUUACUACCAAUCAUGCGGUCUCUGACCGUGGGCUUGAAUAAACGAGUGUUGUAAUUUUCUUGGGUUGUUUCAUUUUCUAAAUUUUAAUAAACUUUAUAU
Molecule: messenger RNA, 2517 nt
Organism: Cynara cardunculus var. scolymus (artichoke)
Lineage: Eukaryota; Viridiplantae; Streptophyta; Magnoliopsida; Asterales; Asteraceae
Product: protein SIEVE ELEMENT OCCLUSION B-like
Exons: 7
Coding region: 8-2404 (798 amino acids)
Biological process (GO): phloem development
Source: RefSeq, a predicted model, not a curated record